AUGCGGCCAGGGUCUGCUUACAAACUUAGUCGGCCAGCACUGACAUCAGCAGCUGGGCGUAGUGCUAUGCUAAACGCUUCGCCGCGGCAAACACUCACUAAUAGAAUAAAGCUAUUUUCAGAUGGGACAUCUAUCUUUUUAGAAAGAACCGCAGAGGAGCGCCUGGCAAACCAUGACUCUAUUAGCAUAGAUCGGUAUAGCCUCACGGCUCUCCCUCUUCUCAAAUCUUCCGAUCCUGCGGUCAUCAAGCUCUCAUGUGUGUCCAACAAUAUUCAGAGACUAUCGGAUGCCUUGUUGAGGCUGCCAGGCUUACAAUAUCUUGAUAUUAGUAGUAAUAAGCUAGACACACUUGAUGGUGUAUCUGCCUUUUGCCCUAAUCUUCGGGUGUUGAAAGCACGAAACUGCCUGUUAACUCAGAUUGAUGACUUGAGCGGCCUCUCUCACCUCAAAUAUCUAGACCUGGGAGAUAACCAAUUGGCUGGUGCCAUGGUCCUUGAUUUCUCACACUUCCCUUCAACCUUACAGUUUCUAUCUCUGCGGAAUAACAAACUAACUUCUAUUGCAUCUACUAAGGCCGUAUUUUCAAAGCUUUUGGAUCUUAAUUUAGGAGGUAAUAGGCUUGAGCAGAUAGAGAUCGAUCCUAGGACGUUACCAAAACUCCUGAAGAUUGACCUUGGAGGUAAUGCUGUGCACGAUCCUUCCGAUCUGAAACCUCUGCUAUCCAUUUCUUGCUUAAAGCUGAUAGUAAUAAAGCACAAUUCACUCUGCAUACCGUUUGAGCCUCUAUUUACCACCCGAAUGUCCAAUCAGCAGAUAAUACAGAGCUUCUCAAACGUCUUUAGUCAAUUAGCAGGAUUAGCCAAUAGUUGUAACUUGACUAAGUGUAGCACAGAAGACCACUCCUUUCUCUUGCUAGCAGACUUUGGUGACUUCAGGCACUACUUCGUUCUGCGUUAUAAGGACCCCAAGCGCGGUACCCCUCAGCUCUCGUUCUCAGAUGUCAAGGUUGAGAAAGCCAACUUUUUGUUAAAGCCGGUUCAUAAUCUCCAUUCAGGCUUCACGUUUGAGCACUACAUGCCUGACACCAGUACAUCCGAUCCUGACUUUCGUAAAGCACUUCCUCCUGAGCUUCUUGACGACACCCUUGUCUAUCUUACAAACCAAAAGACUCGUCGAUCUAAGGUUUCGGGGGAAUCUAUAGAGAGUAGUCACACUGAGACAUACAGCUACUAUUCAACGGACGAAGAAGCUCUUCCCACAGAAGCAAAAGGCUCCGGACGGGUGUCCACCACAUCUGUGGCCCAAGCAUCGAGGAUACCUCGCCCUGUUUCAGAAAACGCGGCCACUCGACGGCAAGAGUCGGUUCAAUUCAAUAGCAAAACAUUUAUAGAUGACGCAGCUUCUAAACUGAUGAAAAAGUUGGAAUCGAUAAGUACAAAGCGGACUCAGCCGUCACCACAGCCAUCGAAAGUGACUCCACCUUCUUCCAAGAGUUUCACCUGUAUCUCCAAAGCAGAUAUCAAAAAGGCAUAUGCAGCGUCUUCUGUCCCUUCUAUUUGCAGCGAUUCGUCAGCGACUAAUCUGCUCCAGCCUCAUACUGACGUUUCUAUGGCACAGAAUGUGGGGUCUCUAUUCACUCCUGCACUCUUCCAAACACCUAAGGGGGCAGCAGAGCAACUUCGAUCGUUGAGUCCCCUCAGUGUUCUUAUGAGACCUUCAGUAACGGGAAACCCUGUUCUGAUAGGAAAAGAAUUAAGAGAGCUAGACGGGGAUACGUACUUAUUAACGGAUUGCUAUGAUCAAGUAGCCAAUGCUGCAAGAAAGACCUUAUGCAAAGAUGAGUUAGACGAGCUUCUGAGCAGUACAGUUGCGCAAAAGGGUCAGCGCAUAAUGAAGAAAGAUCGCGUUUCAUCAAGAAUGUCUCAGAACAGGUUGAAGAAUCCCGUUAAGCAACGUCCAACAAGCGCCAACAACGCUUCUGCUAAUCGCUCGACUCAAUCUGCCGUAUCUCUUCCUCAGGCACUUGGGCUUGUGAAUCAGCGGGAGGCUGCUUUCAUCAAGAGCUUAAAGACGCGGACGAUUAACUACAAGGUCUUUCCAAAGCGUACUCAAGAAGCAGAUGAUAUUGUCUAUGAAUUCACUAGGCUCAGCGACUUUUAUCGCUUAACCGAUGGUACAUCGGGAUAUCUUUCUGAGGAUAUCUCACGACAGCCACAUGAUGGGAUACGCGCGACCGCAAUGGACCUAAUGAAAGAUUCACACGUUGCCCGGAAUGUCCGGCCCAUGCUAGAGCUCAGGCCGCACAAAGGUAGAGACAUCAAGGACUUCAGUAACCCGACACUUUCGCAGGAAUAUGAGGUCUUCAUUGUGGGCGUCCAAACUUUAGAAGAUGUCGAUCUCGUUGGUCCUCUCUCAACCCUGCUUUUCAAGAUGAUCCAGAAAGACCCUGAAUUAUUUACAAUGCCAAGUAUCUCCGUGAAAGAAGUCAACCUUGUGGACAUGGGGUAUGAGCCGCGCGAGGCCGACCAAGCAAGCGAUUCCAUGUCUCAUGAAACUGGGCUAAUCGUAGUGCCGAUCAAAAUAUCAACAAAUAUCAUGCAAACAGACAUUAACUAUUUAACGGGAAACUUUAUCCAAAUCCUUUCUUUCUUCAGGUGCAACAUGGACAUAUACGACUUCAGUAGUAAUCAAGACUUAUCCCAGUUCAUAGAACGCAUUGAGCUUCUUGAUUGUGGAAUAAAAACACUCGCUCAAAUUCAAUUUAUCUCUGCAUUUGCACGGCUUCACUACUUAACCGUCUAUGACGACAUUACAAAAAGACCCUAUUUCAGAGCGGCAUGUCUGUACUAUUGCCCUACCCUUGAAGUAAUAAAUGACAUUCCUGUGACAGAUGUUGAUCUGACCAGAGCCGGAGCCUUCACAAAGAGGUAUGGGGCAUUUGCUCCAACACGGCGGCAGGAAGCAUCCGAUAGUCAGCAGGGCGCUUGUGCUACUAGUGUCUCCGAGACGCAAGCAGGCCGAAUGAUUCGUCAGAUCACCGCAUCUGUUGACGGGAUCCGGCGUAACCUCUGUUGCGCCACGUGGAUGCAGUUCAAGUAG
Molecule: messenger RNA, 3099 nt
Organism: Giardia duodenalis
Lineage: Eukaryota; Fornicata; Diplomonadida; Hexamitidae
Product: Leucine-rich repeat protein
Exons: 1
Coding region: 1-3099 (1032 amino acids)
Molecular function (GO): protein binding
Source: RefSeq, a predicted model, not a curated record